Molecule: messenger RNA, 3020 nt
Organism: Coregonus sp. 'balchen'
Lineage: Eukaryota; Metazoa; Chordata; Actinopteri; Salmoniformes; Salmonidae
Source: the annotation of a GenBank genome assembly
AUGUACAGAUCAGUGUAUGACGACCUCGUUGGCAAAGGAGUCAUCGUUCCAGCUAUGGAGGUGCCCCCUCCCACAGUGCCAAUGGACUACUCCUGGGCCCGGGUGAGUAAUGCCAACCAGUCAGUGCCAUGCUGGCACAUGUCCCCUGUGAGUUAACGGUGAAUCAGGAUCUCUUAUUGGCUCUGGACAAUGCUAUCGGCUUCCAUAUAAGGCAAACUUCACCGAACCGCAUCAGACUGUGUUAAACUGAAACAGAUGGAGAGCAAUAAGAGGGUACGGUGACUCUCUCUCUCUCCCCCUCUCUCUAACCAUCUGUGCUGUAGGAGUUGGGUCUGAUCCGUAAGCCAGCCUCCUUUAUGACCAGUAUCUGUGAUGAGAGGGGCCAGGAGCUUAUCUACGCUGGAAUGCCCAUCACUGAGGUGUUCAAGUCAGAGAUGGGCAUGGGAGGAACCCUGGGACUGCUCUGGUUCCAGAGGAGGUACGCUUCUAUCCCCCAAAACGCUCAAUAAUAAUAAUACAAAUACUGUUCACAUAAAACAUUAAACAUACUCUAUCAUAAUUGAAUUAAAUUACAAUUCUAUGUCUCUGUGUCCUGCCUCCUCCUUGCCCCAAGGCUGCCCAGUUAUGCUUCCAAGUUCAUUGAGAUGUGUCUGAUGGUGACUGCUGACCAUGGUCCUGCCGUGUCUGGUGCCCACAACACCAUCGUCUGUGCCCGCGCUGGCAAAGACCUUAUCUCCUGCCUCACCUCUGGCCUGCUCACCAUCGUAAGACCGUAGUCAAGUCAACCUCUACAUACUUAGACCCACUCAAACCAGCAGAGGAGCCUCUUCUGAAGACAAUGCCUCUGUUUAAAUAAAUAAUUAAUUGAGCUUUUGUAGUCGAAGUGUGUCUCCUAUUUGAGAGUUUCUUUCUGUGUGUGUGAUUUCCAGGGGGACCGGUUCGGAGGGGCCCUGGACGCUGCAGCCAAGCAGUUCAGCAAGGCGUUUGACAGCGGCAUGCUGCCAAUGGAGUUUGUCAAUAAGAUGAAGAAGGAGGGCAACCUGAUCAUGGGCAUCGGACACAGGGUCAAGUCGGUGAGCACUGUCCCUGUGUCUCCUUUUUGGAUGCCAUGUGUCCUUCAUGUUUUUCACUGUGCAAGUACUUUGUGUGUGUGUCUGUGUCUGUGUUUCAGAUCAACAACCCAGACAUGCGGGUGCAGAUCCUAAAGGACUUUGUGAAGAAGACCUUCCCCUCCACCCAGCUGUUGGACUACGCAAUGGAUGUAGAGAAGAUCACCACAGCCAAGGUACUAACUCUGUCAUCCUCUCCUGCAGCCUUUAUCACCCUACUGGGAUCAUCUGUUCUAAACCAUGUCUCUGCUGCGGUUUCAGAAACCCAACCUGAUCUUGAAUGUGGACGGUUUCAUUGGAGUAGCAUUUGUGGACCUGCUCAGGAACUGUGGUGGAUUUACACGGUAGGCUAGCUAGCUAAUGCUAUUAAACUCCAGUCAAUUACAUUCUGUACAUUGCAACUAUACUACUGUGUCUGGGUCAGCCGGCUUUCCCUUUUGUUGUCCUUAGCCUACAUUCAGUGUUGCAUUAACUCACCAUUGCCCCCUGAUGUUUGUCCCCCCCCCCAGGGACGAGGCUGAUGAGUUUGUGGAGAUCGGAGCGCUGAAUGGAAUCUUUGUCCUGGGGCGGAGCAUGGGCUUCAUCGGUAAGUCGGGGGUCAGGGGUCAUGACCCUGAUGAGUUUGACCCCUAGAAAUGGUCAUGGGAAGGGGCUGUGGUGUAAGGAUCAGGGGAUACGGAAUAUGAUAUUGAUAAAAUUGGAACCAUACCUAAAGCUAUAGUUCUACUUCUCCCUCAGGACACUACCUGGAUCAGAAGAGGCUGAAACAGGGUCUGUACCGUCACCCGUGGGACGACAUAUCCUACGUUCUCCCCGAACACAUGUCCAUGUAACCAUGGAAACCAGGCCAUGGACCCCCCCCAUACCCAACCAGUUACCCCACCACCGCACCCUAACCUCCACCCCCACCUGUACUGUGUUCUGUCAGCCCCAAGUGGUGGGAGAGAAAAAAAUGGGGACUGAUAUUAUUAUUGAUGUGGCUUUGCAACAGUAAUAAGGACAACCCUUUUAAAAUUAAUACAGUUUUAGUUUUUUUUUUAUCAGUUAGCUGAUCAAACAUGCUGCAACCCCGUUAAUAAUAGCAAGGCCUGCAAAACUGUGAAGCCGCAUUCAGACAGGGUGUCUAGAGAGACCAAGCAAGCUGCAGAGAAUGAGAAAUGAGCCUCAUUCAUUGAUUGACCCUUAACCCUAUAGUUUGGGGAAUGCAAUUCAUCCAAUUCAACUCUUCCCAAGAUUACCUCUAGGGAUACAGAUGAUUGUCUUCCUGUUUACUGCCAAUACUACUGCUAUUACUACUACUACUAUACUACUCCUAUGACUACAGUGAAGUACGUUGAGACUGUAUCUCCCACUAUCAUCUCUCUCCGUAAACCAAGCAUGUGUCUGUGUAUAACAGACUGUUCCUGUGUGUCGCUGUUCAAUUCUCUUUCUUGAGCGUGUCGGUGCCAUAUUAAAAUCAUAUGCUUUAUUUAUGUAUAGAUGUAUUAACAGCGGACUAAAUAAAUGUAAUAAGAAUGUAAUAGAUAGUAUCAGCAUUUUUGAUGUACUGUAAAUGCCCAUGAAGCGGUUGUGUUUAAACCGUAAGAUAUGCCGCUGACCAAGAACAUUGGGCUGUAAUACAGAGAAAAGCUCUUCCUGUGUCCCAACCAGGACGGUGCCCAGGAUGGCAAAGGGACCAUAGAAUGCAGCAUUAUUUAUCUGAAUGUUACUAGCUAGACCAGAUCCAUUGUGACCGGCUAUUUCUCGAAAGAUGUAUCUGUCUGUACUAUUUGUGUUGUCAUGUCAUCACAAUUUUUUAACUUUGUUUGACCUAAUGUGAUGUGAACUGAACGUGCCUCUGUAGAGAUGGGUUUUAAUAUAUUUUCAGAACGGUGUGACUGAGUAUAUUAAAGAUGACCUAUUGGAACACAA